Molecule: messenger RNA, 2292 nt
Organism: Frankliniella occidentalis (western flower thrips)
Lineage: Eukaryota; Metazoa; Arthropoda; Insecta; Thysanoptera; Thripidae
Gene: Taf5
Product: transcription initiation factor TFIID subunit 5
Exons: 12
Coding region: 165-2117 (650 amino acids)
Biological process (GO): transcription initiation at RNA polymerase II promoter
Cellular component (GO): transcription factor TFIID complex
Molecular function (GO): RNA polymerase II general transcription initiation factor activity; protein binding
Source: RefSeq, a predicted model, not a curated record
AUAAAAUCGAAAAUGCCAUAAUGUAAGAGAUGAUUGUUUGAUCAUAGAAGCGGCGGCAAUUGAACCCAAAGCGGGAUGUCUUUGUAGGUUAUGUUGCUAUAAAGUCACGGCCUUCUUAAAUUCAUUGUUGUGAUACGAAGUUCUAAAGACUACAAAACCUAACGAUGGACGACAAAAAUACUCUUUUGGCGGUGCUGCAGUACCUAGAAAAACACAAUUUGAAGGGCACUGUUGAUCUUCUGCGCAAAGAAGCCAACUUGGGAGAAGGAACACCAAGCUCGCAAUGUCCUCCAUCAGAUUCCGAUGUAAGCAGCAUGCUUGCUGCCUAUAAAAGUGAAGGAGAUCCUGAAAAAUAUGAAGAAGCUUAUACAGAUUUAAAGAAAUUUGUAGAGGGUGCCCUUGAUAUAUACAAAUAUGAACUAGGUAUGAUUCUGUAUCCAGUUCUAGUGCACAUGUACUUGGAAUUAUUAUUCAACAACCAUGAAGAUCAAGCUAAAAGGCUAAUGGAUAAAUUUGGAACAGACCAAGAAGAUUAUUUUCAAGAUGAUUUGAAAAAGCUCUCACAUGUCUGUAAAAAAGAUCAUUUAAAUGGCAAUGAGUUGACUGACACUUUCACUAAAAAUGAAUUUAUUAUUCGCAUGUCUCGUGACACCCUUAGUAUUCUUAAAAGGCACCUGGCUGAAAAAAAGCAUAGUGUAGUCCAAAAUAUUAUUCAGGAACAUUUGUAUCUAGAUAUGUAUGAGGGUGUGGCCCGUAAUAAGCAACAAAUUGAUGCAACAUCUGGUGCCAUGAUAGGAGAGGCAUCCAGAGCAGACAACAAAGCCAGGGUUUAUUAUGGUCUGCUGAAAGAACCAGAUGUAUCAAAUGCUGCCUUAGAGGAGGAAGAUGAAGAAGAAGAUGGUGGUGACAAACCAAAGAAAAAAAAGUCAAAAAAAGAUCAUCUUUAUCCAAAAAAGUCAAAAUCUGAUCCAAAUGCACCACCAGUUGAUCGUAUGCCUCUUCCUGAACUGAAAGAGGCAGAGAUACGCGAAAAAGUGAAAGCAAUGCGAGAUUCUAUGAAGAGAGUCAAUUUAGGACCAGAAACACUACCCUCAGUAUGUUUUUAUACACUAUUAAAUGCAAAUCAAAGUGUAACAUGUGCAGAAAUUUCCGAAGAUUCAAGCCUCUUGGCUGUAGGAUUCAAUGAUUCAUUUAUCAAAGUUUGGACUCUUGUGCCUACAAAACUGAAAAGUAUGAAAUCAGCUGAUCAACUGAAGGAUAUUGACCGUGAAGCAGAGGAUGUCCUGGUCCGUAUGAUGGACGACCGCUCCUCAGAACCCUGCCGAACUCUUCUCGGGCAUAGUGGACCAGUGUAUCGUGUGGCAUUUAGUCCUGACAGACAGUUGUUACUCUCAUGUUCAGAAGACUCCUCCAUUCGUUUGUGGUCUCUGCUCACAUGGUCAUGUGUGGUGUGCUACAAGGGUCAUACAUAUCCAGUAUGGGAUGUAAGAUUUUCUCAGCAUGGAUAUUACUUUGCCACGGGUGGUCAUGAUAAAACUGCUCGCCUAUGGGCCACAGAUCAACAUCAACCAUUGAGAAUAUUUGCAGGUCACUACUCUGAUGUAGAUUGUGUUCAGUUUCAUCCUAAUUCAAAUUACAUUGCAACUGGUUCAAGUGAUCGCACCGUCCGCCUGUGGGAUUGUGUAUCUGGGAGUCAAGUGCGUUUGAUGACUGGGCACAAGGGACAAGUUUUGUGUCUUUGUUUCUCAGUGGAGGGUCGGUUUUUGGCAUCUGCUGGAGCUGACUCAAGGGUCCUUUUGUGGGAUCUGGCACAUGGACAUCUCCUUGCUGAGCUUUGUGGUCAUACAGCAUCUGUGCUAUCUCUUGCUUUCAGCAGAGAAGGUAGUGUCUUAGUUUCAGGAUCCACAGACUGCACUCUCAAAAUAUGGGACUUCACAAAACUCGCUGAAGCCAUUGCAUUGGAGGAUGUGAAUAUCUCUCACAAUCCUGACAUUAAGAAGGAUAGCAACACGUUUCUCCUAAGAACCUAUGCUACAAAGAAUUCCCCCAUUCUCAGUUUGCAUUUUACACGCCGUAACCUGCUUCUUGCUGUUGGACUGUAUGACUCUCAAAGUUAACGAACUAAAACAAUGUAAACUGUGGUUGAUUUUGAAAUUUGUUAUCAUGAAUAUUACAUGUAUCAAUUUACUUUGUUUAAAAUAAGUGCUAAGAUUUUUGUCCCAAAGUUUUAUUUGUUGCAAAUUAUUUCUCAAACAAUGUAGCACUGAAUAAAGUUACCGUCAGAAAAAAAAA